Molecule: messenger RNA, 8051 nt
Organism: Nilaparvata lugens (brown planthopper)
Lineage: Eukaryota; Metazoa; Arthropoda; Insecta; Hemiptera; Delphacidae
Exons: 2
Coding region: 743-6160 (1805 amino acids)
Biological process (GO): DNA integration
Molecular function (GO): nucleic acid binding
Source: RefSeq, a predicted model, not a curated record
CCCUCUUAUAUCUGUCGGUAAGUUGGCUGUGUGUUUUGAAUCAACCGCGCUCACCCAUGGCCAUCUAACAUGCCACUGCCAUCAGCCGCAAUGAUAUCGCCAAGCCCAUUGUAGAUGGCACUGCUCUCUCUCUCGGCUUGUUCCACUCCCCACUACUACUUCGCCCGUUUCCGCUUUGUCAAGAUGGCUUGUUCUAAAACGUGCACUAACGCUACCAAUUUUUCCUCCCUUUGAAAGAACUUAUAAAUGUACGACCUCUUCGCUGCGACAUGGGCCCAUGUUUUCCCCCCAGCCAGUGCAAGUGAUUUCUUAUUACAAUAACGUGCUACCGCCUACCCGAACGAGAAAACCGCUGUUACAGUCCACUGCGAACCCGCCAUCCUUGUACGAGAAGCUUCUUAAAGGUAACGACUUUAUUUUGAGCUACUAAGUAACGUGAUUUGAAGCCCAUUACAUUGGCUCUAACACGAUUCUGGUCCAACCGAGCCGCAUGAAAUUAUUACGAUCGACCUAUGGAUGAAUCUUCAAUUAUUUUCGCAUUCUUCGAAUUUCUCAAGGUUGAGGUUAGAUGAAUCGAAUCAGUAGCGUGCAAGCAUCGACUAUCGAAAUAUCGAUCAUUAACCGUCAUCAAUCAUCGAGAUAUCGACUAUCGACUAUCGAUUUUACUGAAACAUCGACCUAGCCUCAAAAUUUUGUUUACAAAAUUAUUUUUUGAACUGUUUUUGAAUGUUAUUUCGCUGAAAUGGCCGAGGUACUCUUGCUCAACAAGCUAAAACGCACUCAGCUGUCGCUUUGCGCUUUAGCCAACAAAUAUGAAUUUGAAAUACCGAUAAAAUUAUGCGAUUAUUAUUUGGACUUAAACAAAAAAUUUGAAAAAUUAGCUGAUGAUUUUAACAACCUACAACGUGAUGAAAUGCCUUUAGCUACUUUGACCGAAUUCGAUAACGUUCAAAAGGAAUUUCAAGACACUUUUGAUCAAAUUAAAUUAAAAGAAGAAGUAAAUACCUGCACUCCUACUGAAUCUAAAGCGUCAAAUUUUAUCAAGCCGCAAUUGUCCAUCCCAGUAUUCUCUGGAGACAUGGAGCAAUGGGCUUCCUUUAAAAACGUAUUUGAAGCGGCUGUACAUAAUUGCAAAGACUUUUCAAAUGAUGAAAAAUACUAUCUACUUGUAUCCUAUUUACGUGGAGACGCCUUGUGCUUAGUUCAAAACUUUGCUGACACUGAAAAUGCAUACAAGCUUGCCUUCGAAAGUUUGCAUAACCGAUAUGACAACAAACGCUAUCGAGCUUAUGCCUUAUACAGCAAAAUCACAAACUUUCAGCCGAAGGGCAGUCUUGUUGAAGUACUUAGACAUUUUGCCAUUGAAUUAGGCUCAGCUAAGCAAUCACUAUUUAAUUUGAAAUUGAACCAUGCUGAUUUCUUAAUAACAAUGAUUUGCCUUCAGAAAUUGCCUAACGCUGUAAGAGCCAAAUUUGAGAAUUCUUUGGGCCCUGACGACUUACCUGCUUUUGACCACCUGAUGAAAUUCAUUUCCAACCAAGAAAAAUCGCUGGAGGUAACCGCCAUCAAUGAGGUGAGCGAACAGUUAUCUAGUGCUAGUUACACCGCUAUACCAACCGCAAAAGUGAAGACUGAAGAUCAUUCACAAGUAGUAAAACCGCAAUUUACUGAAAACAAAAGUGGCAGCAAUCUGUGUGUACUAUGCAACAUUCCUCAUCCAUUGUACAAAUGUGAGCGCUUUAGGAAGGAACCUAUCAACAAACGAAUGGAUAUUGUCAAGCAAAACCGCAGAUGCUUCGGAUGCCUCGGGUCCCACCUCAAAGCCAAAUGCAAUUCACUGUCCUCUUGUCGUGCAUGUAAAUCAAUCCAUCACCAUACCCUGCUAUGCAAAAAUAAUGAGAGUUCACAAUCCUUUUUAAUUGCUGAACGCCGACCAGAUCGCUACCCUUCUGGCUCUCAUAAUAGGCCUACCAUAUCUAGUUACCAACCAGCUUCCACCUCUGGAGGUGCUAGCUGUCGCUCCCCGCCACCAGGAUUUGAACCAAUGUCAACACAGCGGUUUACCGAUGACAUACACUCAUCACAAUAUGUAAGUAAUUCAUGUUGUACCGAUUCGAGAAUCCCGCAAAACACGGCCAGUCCCUCACGGUCUUCUUCGUCACCUUUUGGCACAGCGCCUGUGACCAAUAUCUCAACCCCAACCCGCAGUUCAUCCACCGGCAUGCCGGACACCUUCAGUGGCUGUGCACAAGUGAAAGCUGUACACGCUUCUGCUUUACUGGGCACCGCUAUCGUUGCCGUUGUUGAUCAAUACAACCGAUCACAAUUACUACGUGCUGUAUUGGAUUGUGGCUCCAUGAGAUCGAUUAUCACUACCCGAGCUGCCCAGCAACUUGGUAUCACCAUCAUGCCCGCACGCAUUCAGAUUAAUGGUAUCUCUGAACAAGCGACCGCUGUAAAAGGUACCACUCAUUUGACACUGCUAUCUCGACCGCAGUUUAACACCUUUCUCCAAACUGAAGCCCUUGUCUUAGAGCAAAUAGCUGGUGACCUACCCGCUUUUCCAAUCAGCAGUGAGCUCAAAACCUCACUUUCACAUUUGGAUCUCGCUGACCCUGGUUUUGACCAACCCAAUAGGAUAGACCUCUUGAUUGGAGCUGACAUUUAUCCUAAUGUAUUUGUUUCUUCCGCCAAUGCUAUUAUACCAGGAAAUCCCGCUGCCUUCGCCACUAUAUUUGGCUAUGUUCUGAGUGGAAAGCUAAAUAUUGAGGACUCGCCUGCUCCGCUUCAUCAGAUGCAACUUAUCUGCACCAUGUUUGCCCGCGAAGAACCGCUUGCUGAGGUCAUGAACAAGUUUUGGGAGACUGAAGAUGUCCAAAUAAAUGCGAAACUCUUAUCACCUGAAGAUGAACUCUGUGAACAGCUCUAUGAGUCCACUACCUACCGCAAUGAUGAAGGCAGAUAUGUAGUCGCACUCCCCUUCAAGCCUAGCGCGCCUGUUCUUGUUUCAAACCGCAAGCAAGCUUAUCGAAGUCACCUUGGAUUAUUAAAACGCUUGGAAAAUUCUUCGGAACUAAAGAAGAAAUACGACAACUUCAUGACAGAAUAUCAUGAGCUUGGCCAUUUGGAACUUGCCAAAUCCGCUUCUGACUAUGUGAUUCCACACCAUGCAGUUUUUAAAAAUAAGGACCCCACUCAGAAAAUCAGGGUGGUGUUUAAUGCUUCCAGCAAGGAUACCAAUGGGCAUUCACUAAAUGAGAAUUUGUUACCAGGGCCAAAACUGCAGUCCAAUAUUAUUCAAGUAUUGACCAAAUUCCGCACUUACAAGUACAUUGUCCUUUCUGAUUGCAAGCAGAUGUAUCGCCAGAUUUUGUUAAGGCCUGAAGACUGCCGUCACCAACAUGUUUUUUGGAAACCUAAUUAUCAUGAACCUGCAAAAGAAUUUGAACUUAAAACCGUAACCUAUGGGCUUACUUCCAGUGCUUAUUUAGCGCAACGCACAUUGCAACAACUUGUCAAGGAUGAAGGAGAAGCAUUCCCUCUGGCAAGUAAAGUUUUAACAAGUCAAACUUAUGUUGAUGACCUGCUGGGAGGAAGUAACAAUUUUUCUGAAGCACAAACGCUUAUUUCUGAACUGAUUGAGUUAUUGUCGCUUGGCUCCUUUGAACUUCGGAAAUGGAACUCUAAUACUCCUGAAUUGAUCGCUAACUUGCCUGCAGAAUUUUUGGAAAAUCAAGAUUGUAUGUUUGAUGACAACGCUACUGCAAAAGUUCUUGGAAUUGUCUACAGCCCGCUCGCGGACAACUUUCGCUAUUUCAUUUCUCCUUUUAAUGGGCAAAUCACUAAAAGAACCGUUCUAUCAUUCAUCGCUCGAGUCUACGACCCCCUUGGGUGGCUCACUCCUCUCAUAAUGCUGUUCAAGCUAUUCAUGCGCACGCUGUGGUCUCAGCAAUUAGCUUGGGACACUGAGGUUCCAGCCUCACUUCGAGCUCAUUGGGAGCUGAUUACCGCUGAAAUUUCCCGUUUGGACAAUGUUGUAAUCCCGCGUUUACUCGCCUGUAACCGCUCUACUACCCGGCUGCUUGGAUUCGCCGAUGCCUCCGAAAAGGGGUUUGCUGCUUGUAUAUAUAUUCAUGAAGAGACUGAAAAUAGAUAUGUUAACUGCCGUCUCAUAGCCGCCAAAAGUCAUGUCGCCCCGCUGAAAACUAUGACAAUUCCACGCCUGGAAUUGAUGGGUUGUUUGCUGCUUGCUCGUUUACUAUCCGCCAUCUUACCUACGCUGUCCGAAUAUGAUUUACAAGAAAUUCGACUCUACACCGAUUCCAAGACUGCCUUGGAUUGGAUCAACACACCCACAUACAAAUUGCAGAUUUUUGUUGCCAACAGAGUACAGCAAAUUACUCAGUUAACAAAACUUGAGUCAUGGCAUCACGUUACUUCUGCUAACAACUGUGCAGAUAUUGCUUCGAGAGGCUUGACUCCCGCUGAAAUCGUCUCCUGCCAUGAUUGGUGGCACACUACCAAUGCGUUUCGUUGUCUCGCCACUGACUUUCCCGUGUCCAAUCAUCUUGUUUCCAACAUUGUACCUGAGAUGAAAACUAACCCGCUGUACAUUCUCGCUACUGUUGAAGAACCAAUUGAGAAUCGUUUGUAUACCGCUAUAGAACGUGUAUCCAAAUUUGGAAAGCUAUGUCGUAUUUUUGUCUACAUACUAAGAUUUGUCAACCGCAUCAAACCAGCCCGUUAUGAAUAUCGCUGCAAAAUAGUCAAACAGAUUGAAACCUGUGAAACGCCUGCCUCAAUUGACACCACCGCCUGUGAAGCUGAAAUAGCUAGAAAACUCAUUGUUCAUGUUGUGCAACGGGAUAAAUUUCAGAAGGAAAUAACAGAGUUGAAAGCUGGAAAAUGUCCUAAGCAUCUACUAACGUUGCAACCGUACAUUGAUGAUUACGAUUUGAUACGCUUAUCUGGUCGUCUUGAGCACGCUCCGAUUUCUAGUGAAGCUAGAAAUCCAUUAUUGCUGCCGAAAAAUGAGCAUGUAUCCUCACUCAUCAUUCGACACAUACAUCUUCAAAAUUGUCAUGCCGGUCCCCGCACCACACAAGCAGCUGUUUGCCAACAGUAUUGGAUAAUCUCUGCCCGCAAUCAAGUUCGCCGCAUAAUACAUCAAUGUGUCAUUUGUAACCGCUUUUGCCGCACCAACCUACAGCAACGUAUGGCCCCGCUACCUGCUGAACGAGUCACCGCCAAUAGACCAUUCAAUUUAACUGGCUUGGACUUUGCUGGUCCUUUCUCAUGCAAAACAUCUUUAUUGAAACGCACACAAACAACAAAAGGUUAUCUGUGCAUAUUUGUAUGUUUGACCACCAAAGCUACUCAUCUAGAGUUCCUGUCCUCGAUGUCUGUCAACAACUUCAUCGCCGCUCUACACCGAUUUAUUGCCCGCAGAGGUGCGCCGCACACUCUGUUUUCAGACAACGCUAAGACUUUCACAUCCGCCGCAAGAAAAAUGUAUGAGUUAGAAAAACUCUUGAAGACGAUGCCCUCUGAAGUGAAGUGCUUUCUGUCUAACUACGGCAUAAACUGGAAGUUCAUUCCCCCUUAUGCUCCGCAUCAAGGAGGCAUAUGGGAAGCCGCCGUCAAAUCCGCCAAAACACUGCUACACCGCUGUAUUGGGGACACAGCUCUUACAUACGAAGAGUAUGACACCAUUUUCGUUAGAAUUGAAAGUAUUCUAAAUAGUCGACCGCUUACAGAAUUGUCCUCUGAACCUGCUGAAGCUGCCUCCGUGCUCACUCCCGGGCACUUCCUAAUUGGUAGACCUCUUACCGCACCACCGCAACCCAUAGAGACGAAGGAACUAUUGGUCGCACGCCGCUGGAGACUUACAAACCAAAUGACCCAAUAUUUCUGGAAUCGCUGGUCCAAGGAGUACCUAUGCACCUUGAUCAAUCGCACAAAAUGGAAAACCGCUGAAAGAAACUUGCAACUUAACGAUUUGGUCAUAAUCAAAUCUGUCAACACCUCUCCUCUCAGCUGGCCGUUAGGCAGGAUUAUUGCGCUACACCCUGGUAAAGAUGGACUAGUACGUGUAGUCACUAUCAAAUGCGCAUCUGGGAACAUUGUUCGAGACAUACGCAAAGUUCACCGCAUCAUUUGAAACCUUCUACAAGUUACCGCACACACCGCAUGAAGACCGCCUCGCUCACAUCCGUGAGGAUUGUUAUUGUCUACACCGCUGCUACUGUCUACACCGCCGUUCCUGUCUACACUGCUGUUUCUGUCUACACCGCUGCUCCUAGCUACACCACUGUUCCUGUCUGCGCCACCUUUCUGGUCAUUUGUGCAACGCUCUCACUGUGUAUUGUCACCGACCCGCUGGAGAUUGUUUCCACCGCUAUGAAAAACUGUUCGUUUUUGAGGGGGGGGUAUGUUACCGCCAAUAUAACUUCGGCAGUUUCCCUCUUAUAUCUGUCGGUAAGUUGGCUGUGUGUUUUGAAUCAACCGCGCUCACCCAUGGCCAUCUAACAUGCCACUGCCAUCAGCCGCAAUGAUAUCGCCAAGCCCAUUGUAGAUGGCACUGCUCUCUCUCUCGGCUUGUUCCACUCCCCACUACUACUUCGCCCGUUUCCGCUUUGUCAAGAUGGCUUGUUCUAAAACGUGCACUAACGCUACCAAUUUUUCCUCCCUUUGAAAGAACUUAUAAAUGUACGACCUCUUUGCUGCGACAUGGGCCCAUGUUUUCCCCCCAGCCAGUGCAAGUGAUUUCUUAUUACAAUAACGUGCUACCGCCUACCCGAACGAGAAAACCGCUGUUACAGUCCGCUGCGAACCCGCCAUCCUUGUACGAGAAGCUUUUUAAAGGUAACGACUUUAUUUUGAGCUACUAAGUAACGUGAUUUGAAGCCCAUUACAUUGGCUCUAACAUGGCCUAAUCACAAAAUACAUUUUUUAUAAUGCAGCUAGUAGUUUUCACAAACAGAUUUAUUAAAAAUAACAUCAUAAUUUGACUUAGAAGUAUUUCAUUACAUUCUAAGUCCUAAACUUCCAUUAUCCUUGUUGCACCUCAAAAUAUUGUAAACCCAUAGUUUAUCAAUAUAAUAACAAAACUAACCUGACUAUUAGAGCAUUUACUUUGUCUUUGGUACCUAUCUAUGAAUUAAUCUUCUCUUAAUUUAUAAUUUAAAAUCACUUGGAAACAAUAUUAAAUAGAUUGUUAUAGUAAUAACUUGAUCAGAGUCAGUGUAAUUGAAUAUUGAAAGACUGCCAUUGGAAAAAUAUAAAAUAGGUACUAUUUUUCUGGUUGACCAUUGCUACCAAACUCAUUUAAAACUACAAUAGUAAUGUAUUUGAAAAACUUAUUCAUGCUCUAUUGAUCGAUAUAUUGCGUGAUGCCAGGUAUAUCAAUGUGAAUAGUAUAAAUUAAAACAGGAGACACACAACAUAGAUAGAUUAAAAACACUGAAAAACUUACAUUAUAAUCAGAAAUUUUUAAUGAACUGUGUCCCCUUUCUCAACCGAGCAGAGAGUGUAAUGUAAGUUUUUCAGUGUUUUUAAUCUAUCUAUGUCGUGUGUCACCUGUUUUAAUUUAUAUUAUAAAACUUUAAAGUGUUUUCUGUUAUGUGCUAUGAAUGUCAGUAUAUACUUAUAGUAUUUAUAUCUAAUGUAAAUAGUUUAUUGAGGCCCAGUUCACUUCUAAUUUAUUCAAAGUCCAAACUAUGUCUUAUCAUUGAUGAUUAACUUCACAUUAUCUCCAAAAUGAAUAUGCUGAAAGAUUAUGUUUCUUUUUUCAGGUACCAUUUACAAACAAAAUAUUGAAGAGAAUGUGCUCAAAGGAAAUGCAUAUGAAUUCUUUUUUGUUGACCAGGAUGGAACAAUUCUUUGGAACCUAUAGUUAGAAUAAGUUAGUUAGGCCUAGUGAUGUACCAGCCAGAAGUAGAGGAUGACAAAGAAAAUCAACUAUGAAUAAUAUUCCAUGGAUAUGAUUCAUGUAUGAUGUAGUAGCCUACAGAAGAAAGAGAUGGACUAAUCUAAGAAAUAUAUUCAUUUUU